AUGCGACAAGCUAAACUGUACAUUGUCGAUUCGGAUUUCUUCGUCGGUCGAGCUUUACCAGCGCUUCCUAAUGUCAAAUACAUCGGAGGAAUAGCUACCCAGGUGGCAGGAACUCUAAAAGGAAAAAUUUUGGAAUUUGUUACUGCUUCUAAACAUGGAGUCAUCGUCGUCUCUCCAGGAAGUCUUGUCAGUUGGGGCAUUCACGUAAAGAAAAUGGAAGAAGCGUUCAAUCAGAUCAAAUACGAUGUCGUCUGGAAACAUUCAAAUUCUUAUUAUUCCCGCGCAAAUGUUCAUCUAACAAAAUGGCUGCCCCAAAACGAUCUUCUUGGUCAUCCAAAUACAAAAUUGUUCAUCACCCAUUGUGGCAACAGUGGCCAAUAUGAAACUGGCGACGAAGGUAAUCUAUCUAUCUAUCUAUCUAUCUAUCUAUCUAUUAAGUUACCUAGCAUAUUAUGCAAAUUAAAUCUAUCUAUCUAUCUAUCUAUCUAUCUAUCUAUCUAUCUAUCUAUCUUACCAAGUUUGUUCAUUAUCUAUCUAUCUAUCUAUCUAUCUAUCUAUCUUACCCAGUUUGUUCAUUAUCUAUCUAUCUAUCUAUCUAUCUAUCUAUCUAUCUAUCUAUCUAUCUAUCAAGCUCUGCUUUUUGGUCUGUACUUCAGUUUCUUUUUGGCUGCUGAUUCGUUGACCGUGGGACAUCCUUCUGGGGAGGAGGGUUUCCAGCCUUUUGUUCUCUCCUCACUACUUCUUUCCAUCCGCUGA
Molecule: messenger RNA, 756 nt
Organism: Acanthosepion pharaonis
Lineage: Eukaryota; Metazoa; Mollusca; Cephalopoda; Sepiida; Sepiidae
Source: the annotation of a GenBank genome assembly